AUGGGAAAGCGUUGCAAGAAGAAACAUAAGGGAUUAGGACAUAAUCGCUCCCAGAAAAGGGGAGUCAGGGACCUGAAGCACAGAGCGAAGGAUUUAGAUCAAAUAUAUGAAUCGCUUUUGAAGGCAAAAUCCGGUGACAAUCAACAAGAAGAUCCGCAAUACGAAGUUCAUGGCCAAGGAAGAUUCUAUUGUCAGUUCUGUGAUCGCUAUUUUUUGGACGAAAAGUCAAUUCAAUCGCAUUCUAAUGAAAAGACGCACAAAAGACGUGUAAAGGCACUUAUGGAUUUCACGCCGCACCAGCCUUAG
Molecule: messenger RNA, 306 nt
Organism: Theileria equi strain WA
Lineage: Eukaryota; Apicomplexa; Aconoidasida; Piroplasmida; Theileriidae
Exons: 3
Coding region: 1-306 (101 amino acids)
Cellular component (GO): nucleus
Molecular function (GO): nucleic acid binding; zinc ion binding
Source: RefSeq, a predicted model, not a curated record